AACAGUCUACUACUUCGUUACGGCUGCUUAUUAUCUUAUUCUGAGCCACGGCAGACGUUUCUGUCACAAAACUACCAGCAGCUAUUAAAUCCUGAAGAUUAUAAACGAGAAAUGUCAAUUUGGGACGGUCUCUAGCGUGGCUUCAGCAGUGCACGCGCAGGUCCGAUUCAAACAGGUGGAAAGAGUGGGACAGUCCUAGCGCGUGACGGCGGCUCGUGAAGGCAAUCUAUUUCAACCCGCAUAGCGUGUUUUUGAUUGAAACAUCAGUAUUAAAUUAAUUCGAACAAUUCGUUUUUGCUAAGGAUUCUCACGCCCGUAUGACAUCAACAGGCUUGUGCCAUAUCCCGUAUUAGAACGCUCGCGCCGGUCGUUUAAAAAGUGGGCCGUUAAAGUCUGUCACCGCGAGCUCUUUUUAUCCCUUCCUGGAGCCAGGAAGGUUUGCGUGUUAUUUACGUUUACGGUAUCGACCCUCGGGGUUUUUCCCACUUACACUGGUCCUCGAGCCGUUUACGCACAGGUGGGAGAUACCCGCUUGGUAGGACGGCCCCCUCUCUCAGUUCCUCAGCGGAUGAUGUGUGCAAGUGACAUUUGCCGUUGCGGUUUGGGACAGUAAGCGAGGCGUCUCUCUGCAAACAGGUGUGCGACUGCCCGAAACAGGCAGACGUAAUACGACUUUUUUUCGUCUUGUUUAGCGGAGGUGGACCUCCAGCACCGGUGUCGAAGCGAUCCAUCCUCGUAGCGGGACAGGGAGAGGAGGGGGAGUCUACUAUCAUUUUCAGGCGUUGUAGUUGCAUUUGAUCGUUCGAAUAGGGGCACAAAGAGGAAGGAAUGGCAACUAAGAAACCAUGCGCGGAUUUAACAAAAAGGAGCCGAAGUCCCGUCGUGCUGGAGGCAGAGAUGUUCAGCGAAUUUCAGGACUGGUGUCUCCGGACUUACGGAGACUCGGGUAAAACAAAGACCGUCACGCGCCGAAAAUACAACAAAAUCAUGCAGACCCUGCUUCAGAACGAGGAGUCCGACGGUGUCUAUGUCGACAACAGCCACAUCAACGCCAAAUUCAAAUUCUGGGUGAAGUCCAAAGGGUUUCAGGUCGGCAGCAACAUCUUGGGCGAGCACAACAAGAAAGAGCCAUCGGGGAAGCCCGUCCUGUACGUCCCUGUCAAGUCUACGUGUUCAGAUGGAGGAGCGACCCAGGACAGCUCUUUGAAGCGGGUCGCUGUAGUGGAGGAUUUUUUUGAUAUCAUCUAUGCCAUGCACGUUGAGAUGGGGGCGGAUCCUGGUAGAGCACCCAAACACGCCGGCCAGAAAAAGACCUAUAAGGCGAUUGCGGAGACAUACGCAUUUCUUCCACGUGAGGCGGUGACUCGUUUCUUGAUGAGUUGUGGAGAAUGCCAGAAAAGGAUGCACAUCAACCCCAGCACUGCAGAGUUCAAAGAGAAUGACCGGCCCACCUCCCUGGUCCCAGACCUCAUCGAUUACAACAUGCCUCUCACUGCCACCUAUCUAAAACAGAUGAAACUACAGUGCAUGAACACUAAUGAGCAGGAUGAGAGUUCGGUAAGCAGUGAGGAUUUGGACAUGGCUGAGCCCGCGUGGGUCUCUACUGAGCGUGCUCCAACCGCAGAGCCUAGCAGCCCCACCGCCCCAUACACAGAGAGGAUGCCUACACCCCCACAGCCCAGCAUUAAAGAGGAAGAAGAUGAUUCCUCUUCAGAGAAUGGCAGCACAGUUAAUGGUCUCCCUGCACUGACUCCACCUGGUGGUGCUGCCAUGGCGACAGGAGGAGUUCCUGCAUCUGAGGGGGUGGUUCCAUACGGAGAGGUGAACGGUAAUGGUGCCGCAGCGCCGCUGGACUUCAGCACUACUUCAUCGUCCUCUUCCUCACAGGAGGGACAGCAGCCUGUCAACCUGAGCGACAGACUAUUGCCCGGGGUGACGCUUGGAUCCUACUCAUCUGACCCUAACAGAAAAUUCCCUGUCAAAACUGAGUACGGUAACAAGUCACCUCAGUACAGCUCAGGAAGCUAUGACUCUGUGAAGACGGAACUGAGCACGUGCGGGGAAGACAUGACCCCCGGUCGCUCUCAGGUCAUAGACGACGAUGAUGACGAUCACGAUGACCAUGAUGACAGCGACAAGAUAAAUGACGCUGAGGGCCUGGACCCUGAACGACUUAAAGCUUUUAACAUGUUUGUGCGGUUGUUUGUGGAUGAGAACUUGGACCGGAUGGUUCCAAUCUCAAAGCAGCCCAAAGAGAAAAUCCAGGCCAUCAUUGAGUCCUGCAGCCGCCAGUUCCCAGAGUUCCAAGAACGUGCUCGCAAACGGAUCCGAACCUACCUCAAAUCCUGUCGCCGCAUGAAGAAGGGUGGCUUUGAGACACGGCCCACACCCCCUCACCUCACCUCCGCCAUGGCUGAGAACAUCCUUGCAGCAGCGUGUGAGAGUGAAACACGUAAUGCUGCUAAGAGGAUGCGUCUUGACAUCUAUCAGGCCCAUGAUGAGUCGGUUACAGCAGACAAGCCAAACUCCAGAGAUCCGGCUGCCCUGGUUAACUCAGGCUUCUCACUGGCCGCCACCGCCUACUCCCAGGACCAACUCUACACCAAUGGUGGACUUAAUUACAGUUUCCGUGGAUAUGGUACCAUUGGCAACAACCUCCAAAACAAUGGCACAUCACAAACCAAUGGUCCUACUGAUCUCAGUAUGAAAUCUUUGGCAUCCAACAGCACUUCCUCCUCCAGUUCAAACAGCCAUGGUCAGGGUGGAGGGGGCGGAGGGGCAUCUGCCCAGCUCAGCCCGCCCGAGGUCACGGCUGUUCGGCAACUGAUUGCGGGUUAUCGGGAGUCUGCGGCCUUCCUGCUCCGCUCUGCUGAUGAGCUCGAGAACCUCAUACUGCAGCAGAACUGAGAACUGCACACAGGCUGGUGCUGCCCGUCUCUCUCUCAUAAACACACAUACACAAAAUACAUACUAUGACAGGAAAGAUACAUGUAGCUAUGUGCACUUGCAUACACAUACACCUAAAGCCCAUAGGCGGAGUUUCACUUCGCUUGGGGGGAGAAAAAUGGAGGGGUCAGAAGAAGCUGUAUCUGAAGCGCACGUACAGGGUCUAAAAUUGAUAACAUUUACCAGCCAUAAUUUUCUCAGGUUCACUGGCCAUGAACCUGUAUUUUCUAUAUGAAAUGCUACCUCUCAUGAAAACACUUUUGGUGGCUUAAUUAGUAUUAAUAGUUUAAUAGUUACAGAGGUGGGAAAAAUUAAAUAAAGUUGACAGAUUUUACUUGCAUUCGGCAAAGGGCAAGUAUUAUUUUUGGGCUUAUAUACUAUGUAAGGUGCUUUACACAGACUUGUUAAUGCACAUGAGGGACUAAAUGUACUGACACAGGAAUUGCAGUCACUGGAAUUAAUGUUUAAUGCACUUGAAGUAGAUUGUUAAUUCACAGCAAACAGUUUGACAAUGUUUACGACCGAGAAGAAGGAUACACUAAUUUUGCCCAAAACUAUUUCAAUAAUAAAAAGAUCAUUUUAUUGUUUAGAUUUAACUGCGCAAAGAUUAAACAGUUUUGGCUCUAGACACUUGAUUUCCCCUUGCACUCCUCAAACUCCGCCUAUGCUCUUCCUGUAUACCUAACUAUCACACAUUGCUCAUGACAGCUUUAUGUCCAUCAUAGUGUCUUUAUCACAUGUCCUUACUUUUGAGUCCAUCAGGUCCUAAUCCUUUUCGGAGGGCUGAGAUGACUUUAUAAACAUUGUUUCAUGAUGAUCAGAGAACACAGAGAGGUGUCUGUACUCAUUGUCUUACAUAGAGCACAACACAGUGAGAUCUAUCAGUCCACCACAGAGAGUCCAGACCUUUCAUCUUUUGAGACAAAAAAGCAGUAAGUUUAGGAGUGAUGCCCAAAACAAACACACAAUGAUGUCAACUCCUGCAUAAAGUUUACACUAUGGCACAAAAUAUUACUAUCAUAUUAGAUUCAUGUUUGUCAAUGGCAUCUUGUUUUAUUGAAUUUGAAAAGUUCCUCAGAUGUUUUAAGGGUUAGUUCACCCAAAAAUGAAUUUUCUGUCAUUAAUUACUCACCCUCAUGUUGUUCCAAAUCCGCAAGACCUUCGGAACACAAAUUAAGAUAUUUUAGAGUUUUAUCUCC
Molecule: messenger RNA, 4145 nt
Organism: Megalobrama amblycephala (Wuchang bream)
Lineage: Eukaryota; Metazoa; Chordata; Actinopteri; Cypriniformes; Xenocyprididae
Gene: nol4la
Product: nucleolar protein 4-like a
Exons: 11
Coding region: 829-2907 (692 amino acids)
Source: RefSeq, a predicted model, not a curated record